AUGACACCGUCAUCACGGCUUCACGUUCGUUCUCGACCAAUGGCUGAGCGCCAAGAUGACGACCAACAGAUGCGCCGCCUCAUCAAGCAUGAAACAGUGGCAGAAACAAUUGUGGAGCUUAUCCCAUCAAUUGCUUUCCAGGCAGCUUGGUGGACUGGAGGUGCAGCAACGGCUUCAUGCCACCCCUUCAUCACUCCGACGCGGAAUGCCCACGAGUACAGAGGAGAACUAUCAGGUCGCUGUUUCUGCCUCGUCAUCUACUGGUUUCGUGUCAGGCGUGCUUGA
This is a messenger RNA of Mesocestoides corti, 285 nucleotides long. The record is from the annotation of a GenBank genome assembly. NCBI's taxonomy places the organism in Eukaryota, Metazoa, Platyhelminthes, Cestoda, Cyclophyllidea, Mesocestoididae.